Molecule: messenger RNA, 1129 nt
Organism: Dermacentor albipictus
Lineage: Eukaryota; Metazoa; Arthropoda; Arachnida; Ixodida; Ixodidae
Source: RefSeq, a predicted model, not a curated record
AAAUCACUGGGCUUCACAGCAGACGCCCGAUAACUGUCCUGCCUGCAAACGUUGGAAGCAGAAGGAACCGAUACGUGUUUUUUCUCAAGCGCUUACGAAAGCUCUAAAUGUCACUCGGUACAUCCAAGGAGCGAACGGCAUAUCUGGCACUCCUUGGCGAGGUUUUGCAGCGGCCUGGUCAUCACUACAUUUAUCACAUAUCUCAAUGCAGAAAUAACAGAUACAAAAUGUUUUAUUCCUUUUCAAGCAUGAGAUGGAGUACAGAAAUGAAAAAAGAUUGCCGAUACAGCCAUAUAUAGGCGCUGGGUUCACGGCACGAGCUUUUUACUACAACAAAGAUAACCGGGGCAAAUCAAAUAUCAGUAUUUAUUAUAAGUCUGGCUUGCUGUCGUGGUACAUAGAAAUGAAGUACGAAAACAGUAAAGUGUCUGCUAUAUAUAGAACGGGACGUGCCUCCGAUCGUCGUACUAUAUCUUCUGACGCCGAAGUAGCAAAGGACUCCUUCUACUCAUUCGCCGUUCGUUGCCUGGGCGACACACAUUUGGAGGGUUACGUAAACAAGACCUGGGUACAUAAAGGAUCUGUCUCCAAAAUCUCAGGUUACGAAUGGGACCUUACCCUCCAGAAUGAGCACCAAAAACUUCUCUCUGUACAUUUAACAUUUGAGGAUCCGCCAGCGAAACUAAAAGUAUCAGACUAUUGGGGGACGAAGUCGUACCUUAAAGACCACUGGGUUCCAACAGGAACCGUUGGAGUUUUCCAAUGUGUUUUAGUAGACAAAUCUGCAGAGCAUUGGUUAAAAAUUACUGAUUAUAAUGGCUAUGUACACCAAGUGGAGUUCGAAAGCGGUUCUUUGACGAAGGACUCUGAGCUCUGCUAUAAUAUACGCCUGUCACCCGUAGCAUACAUUGUGACUACUAGUUUUGACUACACCACCCGGACCAUAUACGAAUAUAAAGGUGCCCAUUACAUAAAGGUGGAAUUUUCCCCUGCUGUGUACAUCAAGCGCUACGAUAUGAAAAUUCCAUACUUCACGCCUUAAUAGCCAUAGCCACAUCACUUGGAUGCUGGUCAACGUUUAAAAAGUUUCAAUAAAAUUACCACUCGGUUCUGAAAAGAAGUAUCGUUC